AUGAAGCUUCUUCAUAAAAAUAUUUGCUUCUUUUUGUUUCUUUUUAGUUUAAUUUCAAGUUCACGAGGCUAUACAUUUUAUGCUGGUGGAAAAGAUGGAUGGGUUUUGAACCCUUCUGAAAGUUACAAUCAAUGGACAGGGAGGAAUAGAUUUCAAGUCAAUGAUAUUCUUGUUUUUAAGUACAAGAAGGAGUCAAACUCAGUGUUGGUGGUGAACAAAGAGGAUUAUGAUAAGUGCAACAAGGAGAAUCCAAUCAAGAAAUUUGAAGAUGGUGAUUCUGAGUUUCAGUUUGAUAGAUCUGGUCCUUUUUAUUUCAUUAGUGGACAUGAUCAUAAUUGUGAAAAUGGUCAAAAGUUAAUUGUUGUGGUCUUGGCUGUAAGAGAACCUCCUCCUUAUGUGGCUGCACCUCCUCCUAAGCUUCUUCCUACACCUCCUUAUGUUCCAAUUACACCUCCAAAAACACCUUCUCCUGUUUAUAGUCCUCCAAAAAGUACUCCCUCACCGGGAAAUCAACCUCCCUAUGUUCCAAUUACACCUCCAAAAGCACCCUCUCCGGGAAAUGAACCACCCUAUAUACCAAUCACACCUCCAAAAGCACCUUCUCCCGUUUACAAUCCGCCUAACAUUCCUUAUACUCCUCCUAAAGUACCUUCCCCGGGAAAUGAACCACCCUAUAUACCAAUCACACCUCCAAAAACACCUUCUCCCGUUUACAAUCCGCCUAAUAUUCCUUAUACUCCUCCUAAAGCACCUUCCCCAGGAAAUGAACCACCAUAUGUACCAAUCACACCUCCAAAAACACCUUCUCCCAUUUACAAUCCGCCUAAUGUUCCUUAUACUCCUCCUAAAGCACCUUCCCCAGAAAAUAAACCACCCUAUGUACCAAUCACGCCUCCAAAAGCUCCUUCUCCUAUUCACACUCCUCCUAGUAUUCCUUAUACUCCUCCAAAAGCCCCAUCGCCGAAAAAUGAACCACCAUAUAUACCAAUUACACCUCCUAAAACUCCUUCUCCAAUUCACACUCCUCCUAAUAUUCCAUAUUCUCCUCCAAAAACACCUUCUCCUAUUCACUCCCCUCCUAAUGUUCCAUAUACUCCUCCAAAAUCACCUUCACCUGGAAAUGAACCACCCUAUACACCAAUUACACCUCCAAAAACGCCUUCUCCCACUCACUCCCCUCCAAAUGUUCCAUAUACUCCUCCAAAAUCACCUUCUCCUAUUCACACCCCUUCUAUUGCUCCAUAUACUCCUCCAAAAGCACCUUCCCCUAAAAAUCAACCACCCUAUGUACCAAUUACACCACCAAACACUCCUUCUCCCAUUCACACUCCUCCAAAUCAUCCCCACACUCCUCCAAAAGCUCCUUCUCCUAGCAAUCACCCACCUUAUGUUCCAACAACACCACCAAAAACUCCUUCUCCUACUUACCAUCCUAUUCCUCCUAGUACAGUUCCAUUCACUCCUCCAAAAUCUCCUUCCCCUAUAACUGAACCACCAUAUACACCAAAUCCUCCUAAAACCCCUUCUCCUAUCUCUCAACCACCCUAUGUACCAAUUACACCACCAAAAUCACCUUCUCCCAAUGUUCCUUACACACCUCCAACAACUCCUUCUCCUAGCAACCACCCUCCAAAAUACCCUUCUCCAAUUUCUCAACCUCCAUAUGUUCCAACACCUCCAAACACUCCUUCUCCAACAUCAUCACAAGCACCUUAUAUUCAGACACCUCCAAACACUCCUUCUCCAACAUCACAACCACCGUACAUUCAAACACCACCAAACACUUCUUCACCAAGAUCACAACCACCAUACAUUCAAACACCUCCAAACUCUCCUUCUUCGCCAACAUCACAACCACCAUACAUUUCAGCCCCUCCAAAAGCUACUCCAUCUCCAUCUUCUCAAACACCUCCAGGUGCUCAUUCACCAAUUUCACAACCUCCAUAUAUUCAAACACCACCAAACUCUCAUUCACCAACAUCUCAACCACCUUACAUUCAAACACCACCAAACACUUCUACACCAAGGUCACAGCCACCAUACAUUCAAACACCUCCAAACUCUCCUUCUUCGCCAACAUCACAACCACCAUACAUUUCAGCCCCUCCAAAAGCUACUCCAUCUCCAUCUUCUCAAACACCUCCAGCCCCUCCAAAAGCUACUCCAUCUCCAUCUUCUCAAACACCUCCAGGUGCUCAUUCACCAAUUUCACAACCUCCAUAUAUUAAAACACCACCAAACUCUCAUUCACCAACAUCUCAACCACCUUACAUUCAAACACCACCAAACACUUCUACACCAAUAUCACAGCCACCAUACAUUCAAACACCUCCAAGCUCUCCUUCUUCGCCAACAUCACAACCACCAUACAUUUCAGCCCCUCCAAAAACUACUCCAUCUCCAUCUUCUCAAACACCUCCAGGUGCUCAUUCACCAAUUUCACAACCUCCAUAUAUUCAAACACCACCAAACUCUCAUUCACCAACAUCUCAACCACCUUACAUUCAAACUCCACCAACCACCUCUUCUCCAUCAUCUUCUCAAUCACCCCUUCUUCCAACUCCUCCAAAAUCCUCUCAGCCUCCAUCGAUAGCAGAAACACCCUAUGGAAAUGGAAUAGCACCAUCUCCACUAUCUCCAUACCCUUCAAACAACUCACCAUCACCAUCACCAUCACCAUCAGUUUCACCUCUCGCAAGUUCACCAGUACCAACCCCUACUUCACCACCGGCUCCCACUCCAGCAAGCUCGCCGAUAUCAACCACUACUUCACCACCUGCUCCAACUCCGAUAGGUUCCCCGGUAUCAACCACUACUCCAACAGCAUCUCCUGCAGGGUCCGUUCCGGCAGCAACAACUCCUUCACCUUCAUCCACUUCCCCUGGAACACGAGGAACACCGUCAUCUACCAUCACAGGAAGUCCAUCACCGACAUCAUCGAAUGAAACAGCGCCAGGGAAGUCAAACGGAGUGUCGUAUGCAAGUCCGUCAGGGACAUGGGCAUACUCCAUUACAAUUUUGGUCGGUGCUGCACUCACAAGUACUAUUCUUGGAUAG
This is a messenger RNA of Vicia faba (fava bean), 3057 nucleotides long. The record is from the annotation of a GenBank genome assembly. Lineage: Eukaryota; Viridiplantae; Streptophyta; Magnoliopsida; Fabales; Fabaceae.